This is a messenger RNA of Myripristis murdjan (pinecone soldierfish), 643 nucleotides long. Its product is annotated as protein FAM216A. Bases 53 to 406 code for a protein of 117 amino acids. The record is from RefSeq and is a predicted model, not a curated record. The transcript has 3 exons. NCBI's taxonomy places the organism in Eukaryota, Metazoa, Chordata, Actinopteri, Holocentriformes, Holocentridae.
AGUGAGAGAGCUACACAGAGGAACGUACACAGAGUCUGCUGGCAGCCAGCACAUGAAAACCAUACACAUCCCCAAAUCCAUGAUGACUGCACCCUUCUUACAGCACCCGGCCCUUACAACGGGACAGAGACGCUACCUUCUCAGCAUAGCAAAUGUUUACAGCACAGAGCACAUGAGGCGGCAGAUGAAGCAGCACUAUCUCAACGUGCUGCACACGUGCAUUAAAACUGGUCAGAGCUCCAUGGGUAGGAAAAGGUACGGGGAUCAUCCACAUAAAGACAAGUGCACGUUCCAGGUGGAUGCAGAGAAAGAUGUGGGGUCGAGGACAAAGCCACAGGGGCAGAGGAAGAGCAGCAGGGGCACAGCUCACUCUGAACUUAUCCUUCCAAAAAUUGUCAAAAGGUGACGUCUAAUGUCACAUGAUUUGCUGUUCUGAGAGCCUCUAAACGAUCUUUGAGUGAGUGGAUUUUGUUGAUCUUUGUGUAACCUUUGUCUACUGUAGCACAAAUGUAUUAAAUUAUAUUUUCAACUAUCCCACACCAAGAAAUGUGGGUGUGCUCGGGCCACAUGAGACCAACAUACAUUACAUGGGAUACUCACCCAAAUCUUGUUGUCAAAGUUAUCACUUGCUCUGCUGUUCUCC